GAAACAAAUUUUUGGAAAAUAUCUAUCGCACAGAGAGAUUAUUGUCGUUGCUGCAAAUUCUACUCGUGCGUUGAGGGGCUUUUUCAUAGGUAUAUUUCACUACAGAGAUAAAACACUAUAUAGAAAGAAUAUAAUAUCUCUGGCUUCGUUGAGAUGAAAGCAGGGUAUUUCAGUCUUCGUUUAAAUGUUGGAUAUAUAUUCUUACUCAUGCGGUUGCGCUUGCUAUUAUUAGUUCCUAGUCACCAGAGUAGCUUCUGUGUACGGUGAAAUAACACGCUCAAAGUGGUACGCUUGCAUAAUAUAAAUUAAAAAUUAUUAGAUAAAUGAAUAAUAAUCUACAAUGACCAAUUAUAUCGUAAUGAGUAACGAAAAUUUCGAUCGACGUGGCAUUUUUUGAAACGAGAAACAACGAAAAAUACGAAGAAAACGAGAAAAAAUAAGAAACAAAAUAAAUUUUUCUCCUACGACCUGCAGAAUUAUAAACUGUGUGGAUAAAUGUGAUGUGCUUAUUUCAGCAGCUGUCAAAAAACUAAAAAAACGAAAAUUAAGCAUGAUUUUCCAUCACUUCUCACUUGGAAAAUUAUUCAUUAUUCACGUUUAUAAAUGAAUCGGGGCGAGUUCGUACGCUAUAUGCGGUGCAGAUUUCGUAUGCAACAGAGCGAGAAUCAUGCAUGUGCGCUCUCCAGCAUAAAUAUCAUAUGAGGGAUGCCGUUUUGCAAAAACGGAAUAGUAACUUAACCACUCCCAAAACAAAACCAACCCUUGAAAUUUAUCGGCCACCAGGUGUCAGAGCAGACGGCACUACAAGCAGCACUAUAAAUCCAAAUUUGAAUCCUCACGCAAAAGAAUUUACAAUGAAGCAAAACGAUUUGCAUUCUUCCAAUUCUUUUCACAGAUCGCAUCAUUCGAAUCUACAGGAUCAGCGACCUCAGUCAUUGUACAAUCUCCAACACAGUAAAUCAAGCGGAAAUAUUCAUCGAUAUCUUUACGCACAACAGCAACAACUUCAACAACAUCCAUUUCAUCAUCACCAACAUCAUCACGGUGCUCAUCAACACGCUCAUCAUCCUCAGGGACCAUAUCACGUCAACGUUCCAGGAAAUCCUGGGACAAACGCCAUGCGACAACCACAUGCUUUGAACACCUCUGCCUCCAGCGGUAACAUCACGCACGGUUCGGGGAGGGUUCAUUUCAGCGUUGAUCAAGGCGAUUCGAAAAAUACGAGUAACAGUUCCGGAAGGCCUGGAAAACUGGUGAAAUCUUCAUCGUUCGUUUCUUCCUAUGGUUUGAAAAGGUCUAAGAGUCUCAAUUCGGCAGACGCGGUUCUAGCAGCAAAGGCGUUGACAAUUUCAGACGCUUCAGAACUUGGGAGAUUUCCUACCACAAUUCAGGAUAACCUUAUAAAAGCUAUUGAUGAUCCGAAUCUACUGAAUUCUAGAGCUCUCAUGGAACUUGUACGACACAUUUUAGACAGAGUUGUUGAAAAUCGUCGUUACGCUGAGCCUGGGGCGAAACUUUGCAUUACCAUAAUCGAGAAAGAAGUGAAAGAAACGUUCCUCGAGUCUCUGUUGAACACCUGUCAACAGUGGUAUCAAGAACGCAGUAAAGUCCUUCAGGAGGUUUCGGCCUUUCAUCAUCAUUCGGCCUUCAUGACGUUUCUCAACGAAAUGUACUGUCAGUUGAAACGUAGACAACUUCAGUUGAAGACACAGCAGGAAGGUGUUCCUCCGGGACGCGUUUUACUUACACUGUUGUGGAAAUGUUGUCAAGACUGUCUCCUACCUCCGAUCGUCAAUUCUCUCGCAGAGACGGACUGCCUUUUCUACAUACUGACGUGUAUCGGUAAGGAUUUAGAUACGGAACUUCCUGCCCAGUUGCAGCAGCUUUUGGGAAGUGUUCGUGACGCUUUUUUGGCCGAACAAACUGUCCUACCCGCUGUCAGAAGGACACUUCUUCAGUUAAUUGAACUUCAAGCGGCACAAUGGCAACUUCCGGCACCAGCAGUGAUAUAUUAUUACCCUGGCGCAUCGAAAUGAUUAUCGGAAAUCAUCCACGAUUCGAACCCUCGUCCAUUAAUUUUUUUAUUUAUUGGUUUUUUUUUUAUUCUCAACCAAUCGAUCAUCAUAUAGGGAGUAAAACGAAAUGAGGAACGUAAGAUUUCUGGAACAAAAGGAUAAAUAUACAUAUCGAUUUAUAUGUAUAUAAAAAUUACAUGUUCUAGAUUCCUAUUUUAUUUAUUACUCAAUCUUGUUAAGGUUCGUUUAAGUUUAUGAACAAUAAAAUCAACGAUGAUGAUGAUUAUAGAAUUUAUGAUA
Athalia rosae (coleseed sawfly) is the source of this 2315-nucleotide messenger RNA. Its product is annotated as MIF4G domain-containing protein B. The transcript is spliced from 10 exons. Gene Ontology annotation, biological process: regulation of translational initiation. Gene Ontology annotation, molecular function: protein binding; RNA binding; translation activator activity. Bases 672 to 2036 code for a protein of 454 amino acids. The record is from RefSeq and is a predicted model, not a curated record. Lineage: Eukaryota; Metazoa; Arthropoda; Insecta; Hymenoptera; Athaliidae. Gene Ontology annotation, cellular component: cytosol.